GGUUUCUGGGCGUGGAGCUCCGUGUGAAGAUGAAGGUAGAAGGUGUGUGUGAGCUGAAGUGAAUCCAGCAGCAUGGAUCAGUGUGAGGACAGAGAGGAGGGAGUCCUUCCCUCCAAAACCUCCCCGAGGGGAAAACCUGAGAGAGAAGAAGAGAGGAGACCUGGACCUGGACCUGGACCUGGACCUGGACCUGGACCUGGACCUGGAAAUGGACCUGGACCUGGACCUGGACCUGGACCUGGACCUGGACCUGGACCUGGACCCAGCUGUGUGUCCUUGAAGAGUGACAAGUCAUUGGAUUUCCCUUGGAAUUUUAAAGAUACCAAACGUUCUCCCUCAGUGAGGUGA
Molecule: messenger RNA, 348 nt
Organism: Cololabis saira (Pacific saury)
Lineage: Eukaryota; Metazoa; Chordata; Actinopteri; Beloniformes; Belonidae
Product: UBX domain-containing protein 11-like
Exons: 3
Coding region: 73-348 (91 amino acids)
Source: RefSeq, a predicted model, not a curated record